Molecule: messenger RNA, 961 nt
Organism: Malus domestica (apple)
Lineage: Eukaryota; Viridiplantae; Streptophyta; Magnoliopsida; Rosales; Rosaceae
Product: 22.0 kDa class IV heat shock protein-like
Biological process (GO): response to hydrogen peroxide; protein folding; protein complex oligomerization
Source: RefSeq, a predicted model, not a curated record
CCAAACCCUGACAAAGCUAGCCGACACUAGACACUGCCAUAUCGAUCUUUUCUUCUUCACUACACACCAAUCCAUUCCUGCAAACAAAUAAACCAUUUAGAGAAAUGAGGAAACAACCUUGUCGAAAUAUUCUCAUCGCCUUGAGCUUUCUGCUUUUUCUUUCUAGGUCAUCCAAUGGGUCCUUGCUGCCGUUCAUGGAUCGACCAGGAAGUAAUUUUCUGGUCGAUCUCUGGUCGGAGCGCUUUCCAGACCCCUUCCGCGUGCUAGAACAGCUCCCGUUUGAACUUGACAAAGAAGACACCCUGCUGGCACUCUCACCAGCAAAGGUGGACUGGAAAGAAACGCCGGACGGCCAUGUUAUAAUGUUAGAUGUGCCGGGACUCAAGAAGGAGGACCUGAAAAUCGAGGUGGAGGAGAACCGGGUUCUGAGAGUGAGUGGUGAGAGGAAGAAGGAAGAAGACAAGAAAGGGGAUCACUGGCACCGAGUUGAGAGGUCUUAUGGAAAAUUUUGGAGGCGGUUUAGGUUGCCGGAGAACGUAGAUUUAGACUCCGUCGAGGCCAAGUUGGAAAAUGGGGUUCUCACUGUGACGCUGGCCAAGUUGUCUCCUCAUACAAUCAAGGCUACUCCUAGGGUGAUUAGCAUCUCUAGCACUGGAGGAGGAGGAGGAGAUCAGGACGAACCUGCCAAGCUCAAGAAUAGCCAGCCCAAGCAAGAGCUGUAACUUAGAAAGCAAGAGACAUCAAGUGCCUUGCUUCAAGUCUGGGUGAAAGUCUGUUUCGUUAUGUGCCUCGAAUUUGUAAUGGUUUGCUUACCGUUUCUCAAUGUUCUCUCUUUCAAUCGUAGUUUUGUUUGAGGAUCAUCUUGAAAUUAUUCAGGAUGUUAUCGAUCUUCCAAUACUCCUCUUGUAAGUUUGUAGAGUUUGAGUUUUCGAAUAAAUAAGCUAUCUUUUAUCUUUCAAAA